Anopheles stephensi (Asian malaria mosquito) is the source of this 1909-nucleotide messenger RNA. RefSeq lists its product as uncharacterized. The transcript has 2 exons. NCBI's taxonomy places the organism in Eukaryota, Metazoa, Arthropoda, Insecta, Diptera, Culicidae. Bases 153 to 1304 code for a protein of 383 amino acids. The record is from RefSeq and is a predicted model, not a curated record. Gene Ontology annotation, molecular function: protein binding.
UUCAAACAAAAGGUCCAUUUUGCCUAGUGCCUGGCGUUCAAAUGAGCUAGUUGCGCAGUUUGUGCAAUUGUUCAAAGUUUUAGCACGAUUCGGCUGCAUAUAAUUACGAAACGAGAAUCCUUCGAGUGGACAGCCAAUUUUCUUCGUUCGUCAUGGAUCUCAAUCCGGGCAAGCGAUACAGUGCUCGUGAUCUCUACCAAGAACUACCGGCACCGUGGAAGGCUCGCCUGCUUCAGCUUCUGCGCGACCACCCGAUCGCCCAUCAAAAUAAGCCGGCUCUUUUUGGUGAAAUAUUUAAUCAGCUUUGCCAGUAUUCCUACCUGGCGCGUUUCAAAUUUGGCGCUGAUUUGAAGGACGAUAACAAAGCAAGGCUAUCGCGCAUCAAAGGGAACGAAAUGUACCACCCCCGGGUGAUGAAAUACAAUGAUGCGCUAGUAUACUACAACGAAGCGAUUGCAUUUGCGCCGAAAGACUCGGUGGAUCGGGCAAUAGCGUACGCCAACCGGUCCAUCAUCUGCCUGGAGCAGGGCAUGUACGGGGAAUGUUUGGUAAACACACAGCUGGCACGUGAGUCCAGCUUUCCGCCGCGAUUCUUGGGAAUACUAGCUGUCCGGGAAGCAAAGGCAAAGGCAGCUUGCCAGGCGAUGAGACAACAGAACAAAGUCAGCGGUAACAGGAGCACCAAUCGUAACCGCCAUCAGGCGAAGGAUCGUAAGAUCGGCUCGUCGGACAUACCCACUGCUAGCGCAAAUAAAUGCAAACUGCGCCAGAAAAUCGAAGGUGAAACAAGAACGAUGCUAGACGCGCAUCGCUACACAAUGUGCGAUUUUUGCCACACAGUACGGCUGCACACCCUGAUUCCGUGCGAAGGAUGCACCAUGGUCAUGUACUGUUCGGAGGAUUGCUUGUCCAAGGCACGGCUACAGUACCACCGCUACGAGUGCACCAUUAUCCGGAACUUGUGGAACAUGUCUGGCGUGUACGCCAUUACGGUUUGGCGUACAAUCGCCAAAGCGAUCUUGUCGUUCCAGAACUUGCAGGCGAUGAAGGAGUACCUUGAGAUGACGCUGCAGCUGAACCAGCUUUGCGACAUAGCAGCCAACUCGCUGGCCCUCACACCAUACCGUACGAACAUCAAUCCAGCAUUGCCGUUCAGAACGUUCCUAGCGGCCAUCAUGCAUCGAAUGGUACUGGACGGAACGCAGCUGGGUCCGUUCUGUGUCUACGAUCCGGCCAUGAACCGGCUGCUGUGCGAUUUGAUCCUCCAUUAUCUUAACGUCUUCAGCGAGAUAGAACGCACCUGAGAUGAGAUGCCUUACAUUUUCCAGACUCCCAUUCCCAAUGUAAGGUUGAAAUGAAUCAGCAAGGGUGUCAUGCACGUUGCAGAGGCUUCAGGAGCUAUCAACAACGAAGCACUGCGGAGAAGUCUUGCGAGGGAAAGGAAACUCUAAUAAUACAUCAUGCUAUGAAAGUUACGAAGUUUGACAAAAAUUGUGCAGAAGGUCCUUUAUCCUUCAGGUAUGUCAGAAUCGGUUAUCAGAAUUUAGUUUUGAUACUGUUUGAAGUUUAAAUUUACAUACAAAAUAUUCCACGAUCACACUACACUCGAUAUCAUACGAAAUGUACGUUUUGCGUCUAAAAAUCAAUCAAUCGAGCUGUUUUACCACUCACACGCCUCCUGUGGUUUUCAAGAACGCAAUAAAAUACGCAGUUGCCUCCGGAAGCAAAACGGACGACAAAAGGGCUUGUUGUCUUUUUUAUACAUUAAUAUUCCUGGCGUGUUACCGCAAAACGGUCGCAAUUAAGGAUCCCUUUUUAAAUGAACUGCAUAAACCUUUUUUUUUCUUUCAAAUGUUGUCCACAUUUUGCAAUCAAACAUUUAUUCCGGGCUGUAGCGCUUUCACUGAAA